GUGGAAUCAGAAUUAUCCUUUCUUCAGAUAAAUGCUAUCGCGGAAGGGCAGCAAUUCUACCAGCCGCUCUGCGUCUCAGGGUGGCUCAAGUAGCUCUAAGAGUGGGCGUCUGGCACGGCGGCGUGGAUCGAGUGCUGAGGCGGCCAUGCAGGCAGAAACAGCUCGAUUGGGUGUUUCCAAUGGCGUCCUGAAGCGUGGCUUCCUCGUGAAGAAGGGCCACAUGAUGCCCACGCGGAAGGAGCGGUACUUUGUGCUGGGAAAGCACUCUCUGAGUUAUUACAAGCCUACGAAAGACGGGGACGUGGAGCUCAAGGGCGUCCUGGAGCUCAAGUCGUCGGACGUUAUCUCUCCACUACCGCACUCGGACGCUUGGCUGCGGAUUCGCCAGAGCGAAGGACCAGCCGGGAAGAGUUAUAAACUGGAUCUAAAAGGUAGAUUUCCUCUUGGUGUUGUGCGCCUUAGUCUGGAUGUGAGGUGAAGGGAGUUUCUAUGGUGGUGGUGGCUGACAUUGUGAUGACAGCUUCGAAUUUGCAGGAGCGACGGGAGUGGAUCGAAGGGCUGCGCAAAGCUUGUCGGAGCGAGCUACUGAUGCGCCAGCGGGUAAUUCAGAGUGACGUGAGCUUGCUACAAGCACGCUCCAGUCGGCGAGGCCAGAAUGCGAAAGCGAUGGCAGAACUUCUUUCUUCUCCUAUGGCGCCUGACAAUACAGGUACCCCUCGGGUUGAUCUGCGCGCAUCUUUCCAGAUUUUUCACGAAAUGGUGCUGCUGAAGAAGCUCCUUGAUACGUUAAAGAGUUCUUGGGGGCCUCCUUCGCAAUGGUCAAUGGCACAGUAUCAAGAGCUUGUUCAGGGUAUUAGUCUUGCCCAAGAAAAAUCAGGAAGCUCUGACCUCGAUCCUGACAGUAUUUUGGCGGAGGCGUUCAAGUUGCGGUACCAGUUUGAGGAAAUUCCCGAGAACCAGCGAAAACUUACUCGGGACGAAGAUCCGCUUGGUGCUUCGCGUACGUCGACAGCAGAGAACCUAAAACAAGGCGGGCUGGAUUCUCCCGUUGCUCCAUCUCGAAUGUCACCGCGGAUACGCUGUCCCUCGUUUCACAGUUACUACGCAACUUUUGAGGAGUUGUCAGACCGAGCUGGAUCAACGGUUAAAGCAACAGCCGAUGACAAGCAGGGUGACGCAUUACUGACUCCUCGCAGUGCGACGCUGGCUAAGUAUGCUCACCUGUACCUUUUGGAUGACAUUCGAACUAAGCAGCCAUGGAGUUUGGAUCGGACCAAUAAUGACGACUUAGUCACGGAGCACGAGAGUGACACUGCUGAGCGUGCCAGCUUAGAUGAAGAACUUGUCGAUGCUCUAACGAGUCGUUUUGAUGAUGAUCGCAUCUACACGUACAUCAACCACCACACUAUGGCGGUGAUGAACCCGUAUCGAUUGUUGCAGACUGCUCGGUUCACGUCAAUUUACGACGAGCAAGUAGUCCUCACCUACGCAGACACCGCUAAUGCUGAGACAGUAUUGGCUCCGCAUCCAUUUGCAAUUGCGAAGCAAAGUCUAGUUCGACUUUUCUUCGAUAACGAACACACAAUGCCGUUACCAUCGACGAUAUCAAGCAACCGUAGCAUGACUGAAGGUCGCGGGCAAUCACUUUUUCUUUGCGGCGAAAGUGGGAGCGGUAAAACAGAGCUUGCCAAGGACUUGCUAAAGUAUCUGGUACUAGUGGCGCAGCCAGCUCUUUCUAAAGGCUCGGAAGAGACGUGUAAAGUGAGCGGUAGUACUCGUCAGCCCAAGAUCAAGCUGUUUACUAGUUCCACUAAAAGUACAAUCCAGAUGAGGACAGAGGAAGCACGAACGAUCGCUCUACUCGAGGCUAAAGGUGUGGAGAAAUACGAAAUCGUGCUGCUGGAUUUGCAUCCUGAACGUUGGGACGAAAUGACAUCGGUGAGUCGAAGUAAGCGUCUCCCUCAAGUACAUGUAGACGGACUCUUCUUCGGUUUUUACGAGAAGUUGGAGCAUCUUGAGGAUGAAGAACAACUUCGAAUGUAUUUCAAGAACCCGCAUGCGGCCAAGAAGCUAAGCAUUGUUUUGGACUCGAACAUUGUUCUGGAAGCGUUUGGGCAUGCUACCACGUCGAUGAACCUCAAUUCGUCAAGGUUUGGAAAAAUGACAACUCUACAAGUUGCCUUCGGACUUCAUCCGUGGGAAUUCCAGAUUUGUGGGUGUCACAUCUCGCCGUUUCUACUUGAGAAAUCGCGCGUCACAAGCGAAAGAGGCCGCGAAUCGGGAGACCAGAACGAAUUAAACUUUCACAUAUUGUAUGCGAUGGUGGCUGGUGUUAACGCCUUUCCUUUUAUGCGGUUGCUGGCGAAAGAGCUGCAUCUCGAUGGUAUAGACUGUUCCGCGCUUACUUAUCUCGGUCGGAGCGACCACAAGCUCGCAGGUUUCGUAAGCAAAGAGGACACAUGGAAAAAGGAUGUGGAAAGAUGGCAGCAAGUUAUUGAUGGACUAGAUGAGCUGAACGUAUCGCCAGAUGAGCAGAAAACAAUAUUUAAGGUGCUGAGUGCAGUACUAUGGCUUGGAAAUAUUGAGCUGGACUACCGUGAAGUAUCGGGAAAGCUGGUGAUGUCCUCUACGGGAGCGCUUAACGCACCUCAAAAAGUGGUGGAACUCCUGGAAUUGGGCUCGGUUGAAAAGUUGGAGCGAAUGUUGAUGACAAAAAGUGUAAGUUUGCAGUCGACAAGCGAAACUUUCGAAGUGACUUUGGAAAAAGGUCAGGUAAAUCAUGUUCGGGACACACUCGCACGCUUGUUAUAUCAGCUCGCGUUCAAUUAUGUCGUGUUCGUUAUGAAUGAGGCCACAAAAAUGAGUGCUUUAUCCACUGAUGAGAAUAAGCAUCAGAUGGAUUCUAACGCAAGUGCCCCUGAAGCCGUUUCACUGCUAAAGAUUGUUGACGUAUUUGGUUUCGAAGACCUCACGCAUAACUCUCUGGAUCAGCUCUGCAUAAACUAUUUGAGCGAGAAACUUUAUGCCAGGGAAGAACAAGUGAUCGCAGUUGCCUACAGCAGUCGACCACAUCUGACUGCACGGGACAGUGAAAAGGAUGUUCUUUUUAUUUAUGAACAUCCAUUAGGAGUAUUCGCCUCGCUUGAAGAACUGACUAUUCUUCACCAAAGUGAAAAUAUGAACGCGCAGCAAGAGGAAAAGCGAAACAAGCUGUUUGUGCGCAACAUCUACGACCGCAACUCAUCUCGAUUGCCUGAACCACCGCGGGUCUUGAGCAACGCGAAGCGUCAUACUCCUGUAUUGCUGAAUGUGUUGCCAUUUGUGAUCCCGCACACACGUGGAAAUGUCAUUUACGAUGCGAAUGAUUUUGUGAAGAAAAAUUCGGAUUUCGUCUACGCAAAUCUGUUGGUGGGUCUAAAGACAUCGAAUAGUUCUCAUUUCUGUCGAAUGCUUAACGAAAGCAGCCAACUGGGUUGGUCACCAAACACGAAUCGCAGCAUGCUUGGUUCAGCAGAGUCUCGACUAUCUGGAACCAAAAGUUUUGUUGGACAAUUUCGGUCUCACGUAAAUGUCCUCACGAGUCAAGAUGACAAGAAUAUGCCUUUCUACUUCCAUUGUAUUCGUCCCAACGCCAAGAAACAACCUUCACUUGUAAACAACGAUCUCGUUGAACAGCAGUGUCGCUCACAGCGUCUGAUCCGGCAGAUGGAAAUCUGUAGAAAUUCAUCGUCAUCAUACUCAGCAAUUGAUAUCUCGAAAAGCACUCUUCUGACGAGAUAUGGCAGCCUGUUGCGAGAACCUUACAUCCUGGAUGAUGUAGCUGGUGAUAACAGUAAUCUAAUGAAUUGGCUCCGCGAUCUUCUCCAUAGCGAUGACUGUUCGACCCCGAGGAUAAAUAUUUCUGCUUCAUCGAUGGUUCAGUUCAAGUCAAUUAACCUGGUGGAAAGACUAGAGUUGUUACUCGAAGACCGAGAAGCCGAAGCCGCGACAAAGAUUCAGUCGUUAUUUCUUAUGAUCAUGUGGAGACGCCGCUAUGCUGUCAAAAAACGGGAACGACGAGGUUUAUCGAAUGAGCUUCUGGCUUGGUAUGGCCCGGAAAGGGAAAACACGGUCAAGAAGCUGCUAACAAAGUAUAAUGGACGCGAGGACGAGCUUCGCUCGAAACUAGCGCUUAAGAAGAAGUCAAUGGUUCAAGGAGAAAAAGCGGUGUAUCAGUUGGUAAGUGAUCUCCAAGCGCUUUGUCUCGGCACCCAAGGUGGCCUCGAUGCGCAGGCAGUAAAUGCGAUUUUGCAGGACGACGCGAUGCGCGAAUUGUUGCAGCAGAACCAGAAGAUUGUACUGGCCUUGCGAGAUAUGAGCUUGAACCCAGACAUCCUCGAAGCUCAAUUGGCUGACCACGAACUGCGAGGGUUCUACCAGAAAUUAGUUGACUUUCUGCAGUCAAAGAAAACGGAUUAUGGCGAUAGAGCGAGUAUUUCCGGCCGCACAAUUGAUGAGCUGCCCCAACUUUCUCUAGAUGAGCGCGUCCUCGCUGCUACUUCAGAGGAAAAUGGCUUGUUGUGGAUGCGACUUGUACAAAAAGAAGAAUGGGCAGCUUACCGUGAUGCGUUGGUGGAGAUUGGCGACGAUCCCGAGCUACUUCUCUUCCAUUCAGAAGAGGAGGGGUUUGUCAGCACCUUAGAGAGAUUUCUGGAGGCGCUGGCACUCGAAAAGCAGCACGAAGAAGAGCAGAACGCUGUGGAAGCAAUCACAGAUUUGGUUCUGCCGUCGACAGUUGAUGAAGAAGAAACGUUGGAGGUUCAGAGCUCUACUGGUGCCAGUGGCGAAGAUUCCGAGAUGCUGGAGUUGCUUUUGAGUGUUCAGUUUGGGCCAUCACUGAUGGCAGCCAUGAACCAAGAUUCAUAUUUCAUGCAGGCGUUGCAGGACCCGGUUCUCAUGACCAGCAUGCAGCAGCUCAUGGCCAACCCAAAAGACUUCGCGGUAUCGGCGACACUUCAACAGCCAGCAGUGCGAGAGUUUUUUCUUAAGCUGAUUGCGCUCUCGUGUAAGUCGAAUUACUAGCUGUUUGCUUGCUUACACUGAUUCUUUACUAUGUCUUGAUGUAGUUGCGACGCAAGAGCAGAGCGACGAUGAGUGAUCAGCAUCGAUCAUGACUGGAGUUUGUACAUGCCAUAUUAUUCGAGCCACCUACAAAAGAAAAGCCACGGAGCCAUUCUGUCGUAUGAGUCCAUUUUCAUUCUUUUUGUUUGCUCUUCGCCACCCUUAACUUCU
This is a messenger RNA of Phytophthora nicotianae INRA-310, 5271 nucleotides long. RefSeq lists its product as hypothetical. NCBI's taxonomy places the organism in Eukaryota, Oomycota, Peronosporomycetes, Peronosporales, Peronosporaceae. The transcript is spliced from 3 exons. Gene Ontology annotation, cellular component: vesicle; cytoplasm; myosin complex. Gene Ontology annotation, molecular function: actin filament binding; microfilament motor activity; ATP binding. The record is from RefSeq and is a predicted model, not a curated record. The coding region runs from base 490 to 5061 and encodes 1523 amino acids. Gene Ontology annotation, biological process: actin filament organization; vesicle transport along actin filament.